AGGCAUGCGCAGUUGCACAACAUCUGAUGACGUCACAGCCAAGUGGUGAACGUGCUAUAUAUGAAGCCGAUAUAGUUUGGAGACAGCUCUAGCUUAGCGCCGUUGUGGUUAAGGAAUAGCGCGCUUAAGUGAGUUCACUUGAACCAUAUUGAACGUUAUGACAUUAAAUGACGCAAGCCCACUAGGGAAUAUGCACGUGGAAGGUUUCACGUGGUAUAGGCCGUGAACUAGGAAAAUUAACUCGACACUGAGAAUCAAUCUUCAUGUACUUUUCAUUAUGCCGAUAGAUGGAGCGCUUGCAGUUCGAGUCUAUCCACUGAGGUCGAAACCUCGAAUAGCAAUCAUUCUUCAUAAGCAAGAUCCUUUGAGAGACUAAGAGGUGUGAGCAGAUCUGAUUAUUUUAUUUUUUACACAAAGCGUGUAGCUUGUCUUGAUAAUGAAUUUAAAGACAAGAACCUGCGCUGUUAGAAUACAUAAUAUGCUAGUACACUGUUGAGAAAGGUCGGGCAGCAGGCGAGUUUACCUCCCGACUCGUGACAUCGAAAAACUGAAAAAAAUUACAUUGAGAUACCGUGUAUAGAGAGUUGAGCGUCUAUAGAACCUGAAUAUGACUAAAUGUUUUUCAUCAAAUAAUCGUGUGGAAUGAUAUUGCAAGGAGACUUCAGACAUUUGAGCACGAAUUACUAACAACAGAAGGCAUCUGCUUAGUCGUCAUUUGUGAGCGCACUGGGUACCGUUAAUGAGUGACGAUAAAAUGACAGCUUUUGUGAUCAUUCGAUCUCUUAUUGAUCUGGAAAAAGUCGGUGUUAUGUGAAGGACACGACUAACGUACCACAUCAAAACUUGCAACAAUGCAAGACGAUGGCAUUUUUGACGUUGAUAAUGCGUCACAAUGGCAAAACGACACGGACUUUUAUUACGACACCAUACUACCGCCAUUGUUUUUAAAGGCACUAUCCGAGUAUUAUUUUCCUUUGCUUGCGAUCGUGGGCUUCAUUGUGAACAUUAUAUCUUCGAUCCUGUUCAGCCGAGCACCAAAUCUUCGAACCAUCUCAAAAUCUCACUAUUUAGCCGCAAUGACGGCGGCAGACGCAGGGUGUCUCGCCACGGCGCUAAUAAAUUGGUCACCUACCAUUAACAUUAACCUUUUUCUGGUAGAGGGCCUCUGUCAGCUGAUCCUUUGCUGCAGUUACAUAUUCCAUUUUCUCUCCAUAUGGUUCACCAUUGCCUUCCUUACGGAUAUAUACAUAUGCACAUGCAUGGUGGGCAAAGCUCGAAAAAUGUGCACAGUGCUACGGAGCAAGUUUGUCAUCACCGCUUUAACUGUUCUUGCCAUUGUGAUGUUUUUACACAUAACCUGGAUGUCGGGGAUUGUUGAGGGACAAUGCGUACUCCUGGUGAAGUACGAACCAAGCCUGGCCGUCAUCGAUUCAAUACAGAUGGCAGUAACUAUAUUCAUUCCAGACGUGUGUAUUUUAGUCCUUGUUGCUUUGAUAGUGCGUAAGAAAGUCUUCGGUGUAUGCAUGGCCAAGCGACGCCUCAGCUCAGACGCAAAUGGCGCUACACAGUGCCUCAACACCACCAACGACCUAAGCAGACCUGCUCCAAAAUCGCCCCAAAGGAGAGAAAAUGUCAACCACAAACAAAACUUAAAGAUGAAUUGCCUUGCUGUGAGUUUAGUUGUUUUGCACGUACUCAUUAUUAUGCCGGACCACGUUGUUAAAUUACGUCUUCAUUAUCUCCAGUUUAGUGAUGGACAUCAGCCGGACCUUAACGAAUAUCAUCUCCAGUGGUUGCUUUCUAAUAUAGGCCAGCUGCGUUUUGUACUGGACUUUAUUAUAUUUAUUAUUGUUCUGCGAGACUUUAGAAUUGCCCUUCGUUCCCUUUUGGCCUCUUGGCACAGCAAAAUGAUGCGAUUGUUAAAGGCUUGUUUCUGUACUGACAGGGUUCGAUAUAGCGAUGGAAGAAUAAUAGAAGAAAGCUUCUCGUUAACUGAGGAACCCGUGUCUAAGUCAACUUCAGAUUAUGAGAAACAUGGUGAUGUACCAAUGUAGAUGCAGAAAUGGUUUUUCGAGAUAUUUAUUUACACACAGUAGUUGAGAUGGCCUUUUGCGUUUGUGCAUUUUAAAAAAGUGGCCUUAAAAUACGAUUCGCAGCAAACCCUUUUCUUGUUAUUGCCGGGGUUGGCGGAUGGCGACGGAGUCGCUGAUUAUUUGUAAAAAGAUGAAUUGUAACCGUUUUCUAUGUACAGUGUGUCUGUAUAUAUUCUGAUGAAUGUGUCUGUCCGUGCCGUCGUUGUUGCUGUCCGAAACAUCAGUCCUUAUGACUGGCAAACUGUACCUAUUUUUGUUUUAAUUUUAAUUUACUGAGUAGCUCUGUUGGGUUAAAAAGAAUUCACUUCGAAAAAAGGCAUGAUCGGAUAAUUUUGUUUUCAAAAGUAUUUGAUUUUUUUGGUUCGCCCCUUAAAUACCUAACCGUAUUUUUACAUUAAUCUUAAAUUAACUGAGUGGAUUUGUAAGUUAAUGAGACAGAAAAUCGACAU
Molecule: messenger RNA, 2542 nt
Organism: Lingula anatina
Lineage: Eukaryota; Metazoa; Brachiopoda; Lingulata; Lingulida; Lingulidae
Biological process (GO): G protein-coupled receptor signaling pathway
Cellular component (GO): plasma membrane
Molecular function (GO): G protein-coupled receptor activity
Source: RefSeq, a predicted model, not a curated record